CGCUCUCAGUGCGACGACACAUCUCAUUUCUACAUCAUCUGCCCUGCGAUCUACUUGUGCGUUCGCUCUGCAAAGCCAUGUUAAAGCAGCCCCCCGACCUAAGCAUGCCUCGUGCGAAGAACCAGCACCCUAAUAACGCCUACGCAGGAAUGCGCAACGCCCAGUGCACCUUUAGCCUGCUGAGACGCCCAUUAACCUUCCUCUCUAGACUGGGUAGCAACAACCGCCAUCCAUCGCCCGGUCACAACAACCCUUUGUCGCCAGCGCGUGCAUCUGGCCUCGCAGCGGGUACCGAUAGAAGUAGCAGCCGGCCCGCAGGUCCCUUUGUGGAUGUCACCUGGCUGCGGCGCAAUCUUGAGGGGGUCCGCGUGCUGGAUGCGCGGGGCCGCAUCAACCGCCUUCACAGCAGCGCCGCUUGCGAUCAGCACCAGCAGCACCAGCACCAGCACCAGCACCAGCACAACAACAACAGCAACCAGCAGCAGCACCAGCAACAAGGGGGCACUGCUGAGGGCAGUGACGCCAGUGAUGCCGACGGAGGGGGCGGAGGCGGAGGCGGGGAUCCCACUGCGGCUGCUCCCAGCUGCUCCCACUGGCGGCUGCGGCCCCCACCUGACGCCUGCUUCGCCGACUAUGAUGCGUAUCUGGAGGGACACAUACCGGGUGCGGUAUUCAUGAACUGGGUGAGGGAUGGCGCCCGCUGGCGGCCAGCAGUACGGCAGGAGGGGGAGCAGCAGCAGGUGCAGGGGGAGGUGCAGGUGCAGGUGCAGGUGCAGGGGGAGGAGGAGGGUGGUGAGGUGUGGCAGCAGCAGGUGUUGGAGUUGGAGGACGAUCCGGGCGUGUACGUGGCCUGCUUGGAGGCAAUGGGGGUGUCCGCUGAGGAGCCGGUGGUGGUGUAUGACGUCGGCGAUGAUUUUGGCGGUGACACCAAAAGCGGCACCAACCGCAGCACUCCAGUACCUGCGACACCGGUAUCCGCAGCAGUAAUCAACCUGACAGCUGCACGUGUGUGGUGGCAGCUGCUGUCGUACGGACACCCCUCGCCGUUCAUUCUGUUGGGCGGUUGGGCCGCAUGGCGGACUGCCUACCCGUCGGCAUCUGAGUUGUACGAACCCUGCCCUCUCAAGCUUUCGACGCAGUUUGAGGCCGAGCCCCAGACGCGCUAUCGAGCUACUGUGCAAGAGUUUCAAAGCGUGGUAGAAGCGGCGGUUGCAGCAGCGGCGGUUGCAGCAGCUGCAGCAUACAGGAAUGUGGACGGGAGGAGCAGCAGCAGGGGUGCUGGUGGUGGUGGUGGUGAUGCGGCUGGUUGCGGCAGUGGUGGUGAGGACGACACAACUUUGCAGAAACCAGCUGGGGUGGUGACACCGGUAAUGGCGGUGCUGUUGCUUCCAGAGGAGGAGCAAGCGCAGGAGGCCCCAUCACCAGCAUCCCGACGAGGCAGCUACGUCAUCCCGGCCACCACAGCCCCCCCUGAGAUCAGCUUGACGACACCGGACGUGACACCGCUGGUGGUAACGCAGGCUGGACAGCAGCCGGUGGUGACCACCAGCGGCCGCCCAGAUCCCUACCGCUACCCCUACCGCUACCUGUGCACCGGGCUGUCACCCCUCCUGCGCUCCCUCCUUCUGGAGGGCAGCAGCAGCAGCAGCAGCAGCAGCGGCGGCAGCGACGGCUGCAAGGGUGGUGAUGGCAGGAAAGCCAAUCCCGGCGGGAGCAGCAGCAGCAGCAGCAAGGGUGGCCUGGGUGGAAUGUUGGCGG
Molecule: messenger RNA, 1758 nt
Organism: Astrephomene gubernaculifera
Lineage: Eukaryota; Viridiplantae; Chlorophyta; Chlorophyceae; Chlamydomonadales; Astrephomenaceae
Source: the annotation of a GenBank genome assembly